This is a messenger RNA of Marasmius oreades (fairy-ring Marasmius), 1417 nucleotides long. RefSeq lists its product as uncharacterized. NCBI's taxonomy places the organism in Eukaryota, Fungi, Basidiomycota, Agaricomycetes, Agaricales, Marasmiaceae. The transcript is spliced from 6 exons. The record is from RefSeq and is a predicted model, not a curated record. Bases 89 to 1228 code for a protein of 379 amino acids.
CUGGAGUGACAUUAAUAGUCACUGACAGUGCUCAAUUAGACUCUGCAGUGCCAAACGACCACGGUUACGUUCUAACAACAUUGCUACCAUGAAGAUCAAAUCCGAAGAAGACCUCUUUUCGACUUCGUUCAACAAUGAUUUCGUGGGGGAAGUCGACCAGGCUUCUCCAGUGACAGCGGCAGUUUGUCCUCCAGUAUCCGUCGACUCUGAAACUAAAGCAAAAAUCAAAAAGUGGGAAGAUGAAGACGAGGUAGCAACACGGUCUCGACUGAGAGCGUCGCGAAACCCAAGACUCAAAGUCAAAAAAGAAAACGACCCUGAGUUGUGGUUGGACAUAAAGACCAUCGCACGCUAUUACGAACCCAUCCCCGACUUUCCUGUAGAUGAAGAAGAACUCGACACAGAUUUUGUGGUUCCCAGGUUAUUUUUAAGCAAGACCUUUGGCGGCAAUUGUCAAGAAACAUACCCCACGUUCGCCAAAGACAAACGGAAAGAAUUGGAAAUGCAAGGGUUUGGCGAUGGCGAGUGGGCCUGCUUGCACCAACAUUAUAAUCCCUUCAUGCCCACACGGCCCGGCCGUCCAGGUCUCUUUUUUGGCAGUGGAGAUAAAUGUGAGAUCGAAAAGUUGGAGGUGAAGAAGAAAAAUGGACCGCCCAGACGCGAUCGAGUCAUUGCGUGGUUAAAGCCAAAUCAAUGGCUUUAUGUGGGUCAGUAUGAUGUAUCGUUCACCUCGUUCCUGUCGAAAGAAGAAUGGUUGCAGCUGACCCCAAAGGUCCACAAGACUUGGGCCAAAGGUGUUUGUGAAAAGGAAUGGGGCAAAGGGCAUCGAGCCCGAAUCUUCCUUCGAAAUCGGCCCGGCGCAAAUCGUCAGUUCACUGAGGCGGAGUUUCGUCAGCUUUCAGAGGGCGAAAGUAACUUAAAGGGUCGAAUCACUGAAGAACAGGUGAUUGAGUCUUUCAAUAGAGGCGAGGAGUUUAUCUUCGUCUACAGCAUGAAAUGUGUCGGGUACGAAUACGACUUCCAACGUAAACUGGUUCUCGAAUAUCCUGCCUGGCAAGAAAAAAUGACAGCUACGGCAAAACAGGAGAAGAGCAACAAACGAACCAGGAAAUCAGAAGAAGACGAUGAACAAGCACCGAGAGUGCGAAGAGUCAAAAAAACCUCGAGUUCGGAUAUGGAAACCGAAUACGUUCCACGUGGAACAAAGUCUCGACCAAGGCGAACUUGAAUCCCCUGAUCAAGCUGUGGCCGAUAUCAGACCACACCGUCCUUUGAUGGUCUGCUAUUUUGGCUGAAAACUUUUUGGAUCUUUCUUGGCAUUUACAUUCCAAAGUGCCAACAACUUUAGGAGAUCGAACAAAUAUAUUUCAGGCCUAGUUCUGAAAUCCCAUCUACCUAUGUCAAUGCUGCCAAUCCC